This is a messenger RNA of Mesocricetus auratus (golden hamster), 890 nucleotides long. RefSeq names its product REC114 meiotic recombination protein (gene Rec114). The transcript is spliced from 6 exons. The coding region runs from base 46 to 819 and encodes 257 amino acids. The record is from RefSeq and is a predicted model, not a curated record. NCBI's taxonomy places the organism in Eukaryota, Metazoa, Chordata, Mammalia, Rodentia, Cricetidae.
CGUGAGGUGUCACGUGGAGGCCGCUUUCCAGGACCGUGAGCAGGCAUGGCUGAGGCGGGAAAAGUCGCCUCGGGCCUCGGCCUUCCGGGAGAAGUCUCCCAGUGGCCUCUGAAGCGCUAUGGCCGCUUCAUGCUCUUGCACACCGGAGAGUCACCUGAUCCCGGCUCGGAAGCUGAUGUAGGAUCUUCGCCCACAUGGAAGGUCUUUGAAUCCAGUGAAGAAACUGGGCCUCUUGUUCUCACCAUCGUUGUAUCAGGUCACUUCUUCAUUUCCCAAGGACAGACGCUGCUGGAAGGGUUUUCACUCAUUGGCAGCAAGAGCUGGUUGAAGAUUGUAAGACGUGAGGACUGCCUUCUGUUUGGAACAACGAUAAAGAGCAGGAGCCGCAUGUUCCGAGUGCAGUUUAGUGGGGAGUCCAAGGAAGAGGCCCUGGCGCACUGCUGCAGCUGCGUGAAGACCCUGGCCCAGUACAUCACCGUUCAGGAACCUGACAGCACCUUCCAGCAGCUUCAGCAGAGCCCGGGCCCCCUGCAGGCAGGCGAAAGCCAAGGGAAGGACCCACUGCAGCAAGGGCCCUACCUGAACCGUGAGCAGCAGAUGUGUGUGGCUGCAGGCACUGGCAUUCUGGAAGGAAGGACUUCAGUGAUGCAUCUAGCUCAGACUAUCCUGACAUCAGAGAAACUGCCCCUAGCCUAUGAACAAUCUUCAUGGGGAGCAGAAGAAUUGGGCCCCUUUCUGCGCUUAUGCCUCAUGGAUCAAAACUUCCCAGCGUUUGUGGAAGAGGUUGAGAAGGAACUUAAAAAGAUCACACAGAGUUAAGAAACUAAAGCCCUGUACACACAUGCAAUUAAGGAACUGAAAUAUUUGAAUAAAGAAUAUUCUUCCAAGCA